This is a messenger RNA of Bufo gargarizans (Asiatic toad), 3830 nucleotides long. RefSeq names its product cyclin dependent kinase 19 (gene CDK19). Gene Ontology annotation, biological process: protein phosphorylation. The coding region runs from base 315 to 1772 and encodes 485 amino acids. Lineage: Eukaryota; Metazoa; Chordata; Amphibia; Anura; Bufonidae. Gene Ontology annotation, molecular function: cyclin-dependent protein serine/threonine kinase activity; RNA polymerase II CTD heptapeptide repeat kinase activity; ATP binding. The record is from RefSeq and is a predicted model, not a curated record. Gene Ontology annotation, cellular component: nucleus; cytosol; mediator complex. The transcript has 13 exons.
CACUAGUGCCUGUGGUAGCAGAGCGCACCGGCUGCCGACCCACCUGACCACGUGACAUCGUGACGUCAGGAGGUCCUUACGGAGUAUAGUAUUUUGCCUUUGCCAUUGUAUCCGGGAGCCUAGUUUACCGAAAAAGAAAGUAAAGACAGGGGGCGCUGUGCCUGCAAAAGUACAUGGCACGCGUCUAUGUGCACGGGAGAAGAAGGAAAACAAGGAAAUGGUGGAGGGAGAGCUGCCUAGUGAUUACACGCUAGCCCCGGCGUCCGCCUGGGGGGCAGCGCAUUGAUGGGUUAAACACGGUUUGGCAGAGGAGGAUGGAUUACGAGUUUAAGAGCAAGCUGUCUGCCGAGCGGGAGCGGGUGGAGGACCUCUUUGAAUAUGAAGGUUGCAAAGUGGGUCGUGGUACCUACGGGCAUGUUUACAAAGCCAAGAGGAAAGAUGGAAAAGAUGAAAAAGAAUAUGCACUGAAGCAAAUUGAAGGUACAGGGAUAUCCAUGUCGGCCUGUAGAGAAAUUGCACUGUUACGAGAAUUGAAGCAUCCAAAUGUGAUUGCCUUACAGAAAGUAUUCCUGUCUCACAGUGAUAGAAAAGUAUGGCUGCUGUUUGAUUAUGCAGAACAUGAUCUAUGGCAUAUCAUCAAGUUUCAUCGUGCCUCAAAAGCAAAUAAGAAGCCCAUGCAGCUACCUCGAUCAAUGGUGAAAUCUUUGCUUUACCAGAUUCUGGAUGGAAUUCAUUAUCUACAUGCAAACUGGGUACUUCAUCGAGAUCUGAAACCAGCAAACAUCCUGGUAAUGGGGGAAGGUCCUGAGAGAGGAAGAGUCAAAAUAGCUGACAUGGGCUUUGCUCGAUUAUUCAAUGCUCCUUUGAAACCACUAGCAGACCUAGAUCCAGUUGUGGUUACCUUUUGGUACAGAGCACCCGAGUUGCUGCUUGGUGCAAGACAUUAUACUAAAGCUAUAGAUAUCUGGGCUAUUGGCUGCAUAUUUGCAGAAUUGUUAACAUCUGAACCCAUUUUUCAUUGUCGUCAAGAAGAUAUCAAGACAAGUAACCCAUUCCAUCAUGACCAGCUGGAUCGUAUAUUUAGUGUAAUGGGAUUUCCUGCAGAUAAAGACUGGGAAGAUAUCAGAAAAAUGCCAGAAUAUCCUACUCUACAAAAAGACUUCAGACGAACCACGUAUGCUAACAGUAGCUUAAUAAAAUAUAUGGAAAAGCACAAGGUGAAGCCCGAUAGUAAAGUUUUUCUUCUGCUUCAAAAGCUUCUUACAAUGGACCCAACGAAAAGGAUCACAUCAGAGCAAGCUUUACAGGAUCUCUAUUUCCAGGAGGAUCCUCUGCCUACAUUAGAUGUAUUUGCAGGGUGUCAAAUCCCAUAUCCUAAGCGUGAAUUUUUAAAUGAAGAUGAACCAGAGGAAAAAGCUGACAAGAAUCAACAGGCACAAAAUCAGCACCAGCAGCAAGCAGCAAACCAACAUCAGACAGCAGCUCAGCAACAACAGGUUCAGCAGCAGAAUAGCAGUCAGACCAAUGGUACAGGAGGAGCAGGAGCUACUACAGCAGCAGCACUCCAACACAGCCAAGACCCAGGACCUCCAAACAAGAAACCACGGAUAGGGCCUUCAGCUGCUAAUUCUGGGGGCCCCUCUCUAAUGCCUUCUGAUUAUCAGGUGAACGUUUAUGCAAGUAAAGCUGCUGUUCAACGUUAUACAAUGUCUGGACUCAAUCAUUUCUUCAAAUCCCUCAACUAUUUCCCCUAUUUGCUCUGCUUCGGAUGAAAACUCCUGGGGGCUGGCUUAUCCAGGUAGGAGCACCGUGACAUGUGCAACACCGUUAAGGGACAUUUAGGCCACUUUGGCAUAACCUACACUGGGUACCUCCAUAUCACUAAAAGGGGCCCUGUGCCCUUGUUGCUUCAAUGCAACUGGCGUCACGACAAAAACACUAAGAAAAGACCCCUUGCCAUCUGUCGGAUGCUGCACAGGCCCGUCUCAUUUACCAUUUUCUACGUCUGUUUUAGGUGUAGAAAAUGGUCUAAAUGUAAGACAGCUAGGAAGCUGUCUUAUAUUUCGAAGCAGCGGUGGAUGAGCUGAAGUUAUGUAGGGAUUGGCGCCUGUACAUAACUCCUGUGGAUCCACCCGCCAGCUAUAGGGGAUAUUAAGCGCUGGUCUUAAUAAAUAACCCCCUAUAUUACUAUAUGAAAAUGUGCAACUAUUUACAAUGCAGUACAUGUGGAUGGUUUCUUUCAAACCACGUAGUGGAAAAAGAAAUCCUAAUGGAAUUCAGUGCAUGCUGACAUUUUUAAAUAUGCUUCAUCCUCAUUCUCUGGCAGAUUGUCAUUGGGGAUUGCACCCUUUGCAGAUCCACAGCAAAAUCUGUAUAUAGCACAGAUUCACUGAAAAUGUCCACCAUGUCUGGCUUUGGCCUCAGUGUCAUUUACAUUUACAAAAGGUAUUGUUGCCUGUUGGUUUGAAAAGUCAUCACAUGUUAAGACACCUUAGAGAGAAACUGUCACCUCUCCUGACAUGUCUGCUUUACUUGCUUUCCCCAUGUAAUAAUGAUUUUGGAGCAUUUUGUUAUGUUGUGUCAUUCCUCUAUUAUUCCUACUAGUUGUUUAUGAAUGAACUGCCAGCAGUCUUCAAUAAAGGUCUAUCUGAGUGUGACCAGUAAAUAAGGAUUGUUAUUAUGUUGGGAAAUGCAAGCAGUUACUAAACCAGACAUUUCAGCUGAUAACCUCAGGAUGUAAAGUAAAGAAUCCUUGUAAGUCACUGAGAUAUUCUACAACCUCAUAGUUCAAGCCACAUAGUUGGAUACUGAUUGUGCCCAUGGCCUUUAAAAGGAAUGCAUGUGGGUGAAGGUUAUUCAGGAUGUUUGGAAAAUAUUGUUAUCAACCUUAUUGUAGGGCUUAUGCAGACAAAUGUCUGCGUGUAUGCUCAUGUAUGUCAUUUUGAAAAAUAAGAGUGCUACUGUCCAUUGUCAAGUGUUAAAGGGUCAUAGAAAUAAAUAAAAAAAUAUAAAAACAUCCUGCAUGAUAUUAUAAUUAAGUACUCAGGGGUGCAUUGCCACAUUUAUGGAAAAAAACAAAAACAUAAUAGCACUCACUUAACACUAAAUACAAAGGGGUGGAUCUGUAGUAUACACUUGUAUAGGAACGAGCAGUCACAUUGAAGUGAAUGGGACAACUUCUUGUAAUUACACCUGCUCACCCUUGCAAUGUUGACAGCAAGCAGGUAAACAAUGAAGGGAAGGCUGCACUGGUACAGCGCGCAGCUUUCUUUUCAACCAGCUGAUUGGUGCUGCACAUACGGAGUGUAAAUGACCAAUAACAUAAUAUAGGAAUUAGAGUAGGUCCCUGCCUGGACUGAGGUCACCUUGCUGGAGUAGGUGGGCUCAGAUGUGUUCUGAUCAAAAUAUAUCUGCUAACCUCAGUUAUUUAUCAUACCAAAAUGAGUUAUUAGUCUAUACAUAACCUAUGUAUUUAGUGGUAUGUGAGGGAUAUGUUCUGAUUGUUAAAAGGUCCUAUGAAUAGAUUUUGUUGAAAUGUGAUAUUAUUGUAUGGGGAUUGUACUUAUGCAGCAAUAGAUCAUGUUCUGACCAGAUUAUAAUAUCUCUUUCAGGGUGGUUGUUCACCCUUUGGUUUGACCAAUGGUGUGUGCAGUACAGGUCCAGUGGAUACAGGUGUAGAUCCAACUGCCGCAAUGCACCGUGUACAGGCACCCAUAGUGUGGUGCUUGACAAUUUAUAUGUUGUAUGUUCAUUUCAUUUGAUGCUAGUUUAAAAUGCAAUAGCAAGUAAUCACACAUUUGUACACAAUUGGGGGAGAUUUAUCAAAACUA